CUCGCACAUUUGAUUGUUUGCCUUCUGCUCACUGAUUGUUUCUUACUCUUGGAAGUUAAUUUAACUGUUACUGUUUUUCGGCUUAAAUUAGUUCCAAUCAAUGAUUAACUUUGAAAAUCUAUGAUUUACUUAAUGAUUUAAUGUUUCUUGCCUUUAAUCAGAACAAAUAAAUGUUGGUCCAAUUUGAAUUUGCCCUUAACGAUUUGGCUCAUCUUUUUCAUCUUUAGACUUUUGCUUUUGUGUUUCUUUUGUUCAAAUUAAUUGUUUUGUUUUGUCUCUCACUUUUUCUUUCUCUGUUGUUGUUUAUUUGUAUUUAUUCAAAUUCUCUCUGUGUGUCCAUUACUUUAUUGUUUUUCUCUUUAAUUCUUUUAACUAUCCAUCACAUUAUUGCUCAUUAUUCCUUCAACUUUCUUGUUCACCAUCUUGUUGACAUAUUUUUUCAUUGAUGAAUCAAAGUGACGAAGAUGAUAAAGUACGUGAAACAAAUGACCAGACAGAUUCUAGUGCCAAUUUGGAUCCACGGAUCGGUAUGAGAUUGGAAGAUCUUAACAAAUGGACGGGUAGAAUAAACGCCUUGGAAAAGAGUUUCGAAGAGGCCAAUUCCAAUUUUCGUUUAAUUUUAAGUGAAUCAACUGAUCGUCUCAAAUGUUUAGCCAUUAAACUGGGUAAAUCAGUUGAAGAGUCAAGGCCUUAUUAUGAAGCAAAGGAAAAACUGAUCGAGGUUCAAGGAAAAUGUCAACGAGCAGCGAUUAACUAUGAAAAAGCCUGUCAAGCCUAUCUUGAAGCUAAAGAACGGAUUAAUUUGGCAGAGAAAAAGUUUCUCACCUCUUCCAGUGAUGAAUUUGACACUACCUGGCAAGAGAUGUUAAACCAAGCCAAUAUUAAGCUAAUGGAAGCAGAGACAAUGAAAAAAGAAAGUGAAAGACUUCACCAAUUAUCAAUGAAAGAUUUUCAUUCGGCUGAAACGAUCCUAUUUAAUUUGAAGAAAAAGUUGAAAACACCAUUACAUCGAUCAAAAGUCUAUUUUGAUGAAAAGAAAAGAUUUCAGAAGAAAUUGGUCUCAUUGAAAGAAGAAAUCGAAUCAAUCAUAAGUCAAAUUAACCGCUCAAAGGCUUGUUAUGCUGCCACUCUCCGGGAAUUGGAGGCCAUUUCUGAGGAGAUUCAUGAGAAGCGUAAUUGCUCCCUAAUUAAACGUUUGAGGACACAACGAGAACCUGGUGUUGGAUCAGAUUGUGUACCUGAUGGAAUGAGUUCCAUUGAGAUGGUUAAUUCCCGAUUGUCACAAUUGGGUCUCUCAUUACCUGAGAAUGGAGGAUAUCCCUCCUCCAAAGAGGAGGAUGAAGAAGGAGAAACAGAUGAAGAGGAUGAUGAAGAACUGCCCAGUAGCUGUAAAAGUAGUUCAAGUCUUGCAUCUACUUCAACUGAUGCCAUGAUUAUCCAUCCAUCUAAUUCUUGCUCUGACAUUGAUACAAUAUGUUCAAUUAAUGAAGAAGACGAUCACUUGCAAAGUGAGAAAAGUGAUUCAGAUUCCAUUAAUCAUCAAGAUGAUUAUGAAAUAAGAAUACAUAAAAAUUGGAAACCGGAUAAUGUAAUGGAAACGGAUAAAACCAUCCACAAGGAUAUCAUUCAUGUUAAUGUUAAUGGGAACGAUGAUGAUGAAAGUCCGUUAACAACAAAGUUAAAAGAUCACUUUUUCUGUAAUCUAGAAACGAAUGGCUUAAGAAAUGAAUCAACGCCCGAUAUCCUAAAUCACAUUAAAUCAGCUGAUAAUAAUGCAUUUUUCACAAAUUUCAUGUAAACAACACUUAAUGACCAAAGGAUCUAAUUAACCUGUUCCUCAAACUAAUCAUGAUCACUACCACCAACGCAACAACAACAACAAAACAACAACAAUUAUCACUUCCUAGAUAUGAACAGGAAAAAAAGGGCAACAAAGAAAAAGAAACCAACCUUAAUUGUUAUGAGCUUCGUCUUCCCUAAUUAUGAUUUAAAUCAUUGUUGAUUACCAAUUUAGUGGCGCAUUUGUUUCAUCCAAUCAAUGAAAUCGUCCUUGUUUUUGGUCUGUGACUUUUUCUAUGAUCAUCAUUGUUGAUUAACUAAUUAGUUUCUGUUUCCAUCCAUGCAUUUUAAUGAUCAUCUCAAUCACACAAACACACACACACACACAUCCAACGACCUUACAAUUAACGUCUUUCAAGUGCCAACACAGUAAACAAAACAAUACAAUCAAGGAUCAUCUCUGUUUAUCAUCAUCAAGUUUAUCCAUCAUAAUUAAUCCUUUGCUACUGUUUUCCCCGUCCUUCAACCUGCUUUUGUCUAUCUACUUGUUAGACUCAUUCAUAUAUUCAUCUAUUUAUCUACAAUUUACCUUUAAUUAUCACCACGAUGAACCAAUUUAACUGAUAAUAUUUAGAAUAUUUUUUUUUCUCUCCAUUGUUAGUAACUGAGCCUUCCAAUACCCUGAUGAUUUACUAAUCACUGCUACUUACAUAUUCUCUGUUUCUGUCUAAUUAAUGAUGAAAGAAAUGAAAAAGUACAACAUCUAAAUUGUUACAAUUCAACUUUCCAACUAUUUAUCUUGACUAACCGAGUUAGUCGGUAAUAACUUUCAUUCUGUAUUGUACACAAAACUUUUUUUUAGUGACUGUUAUUUUUUAUAUUCAUACAAACAAGUCACAAACAAACCCAAAUGAUAUUUUGUCAACUGUAAAGUUUUCCCAAUCUUGUGUUUAUAAUCAGCAACUAAUUGUGUCUUCUCAUUCACUUAUUGUAAACACAUAAAAAAUUAAGACGAAAAGAAUGAAAAAAAAAUCGUAAUUGUAUUUUGAUGACAAUUUUAACUGAUCAUUCAAAUUGAUUGAAAAGUUUAUUGAAUCAAAUCUAUUUUAUCACAAAUUUGUAAAGAAACGAACAAAAAAAAUCUCAA
Molecule: messenger RNA, 2926 nt
Organism: Panonychus citri (citrus red mite)
Lineage: Eukaryota; Metazoa; Arthropoda; Arachnida; Trombidiformes; Tetranychidae
Product: SH3 domain-binding protein 5-like
Exons: 2
Coding region: 446-1798 (450 amino acids)
Biological process (GO): intracellular signal transduction; negative regulation of protein tyrosine kinase activity
Cellular component (GO): cytoplasm
Molecular function (GO): protein kinase inhibitor activity
Source: RefSeq, a predicted model, not a curated record